Messenger RNA from Bemisia tabaci, 1683 nucleotides. The record is from RefSeq and is a predicted model, not a curated record. NCBI's taxonomy places the organism in Eukaryota, Metazoa, Arthropoda, Insecta, Hemiptera, Aleyrodidae.
UUGCGUGUCACAAUCUCACAGCUUACACAUAAUCCAUCUAUUUACUUCAAUGUUGGUCUAUAUCACGUCUGAUGUUCGACCACGCUCAAAUAAGUUAGGUUAAAAUUGUUAUUUACUUCACCAAAAAUGUACCAAUUUUUCCACCAAAAUUUGCAGGUGUCAGAAAUUUUGUGGAUUUCAUGUUUAAAGAGGGAACCACUGAUUGAGCUGAGCAUGAGAAUAGGGGAUAUGUGGACGAAACUCUGAUGAAUUGUCUGGCUUGAAAUUGAACCUGUUUACAACUAACCGCUGCCAUGCCACCACUUGCAAUCUACAUUUUGCGAUGAACUUUUUUGUAUUAGUAGCUCACUGCGUUCUCAUAAACUUAUUUGUUAGAGUCUUCGGCAAAUUUUACAUUCAGUUUCGAGUUGACCGGCCUAAGACGCUCAUUCGUCGAAUCAUCGGUAAUGAUUAUUGGGAUCAGCCCCAGUGGCGCAUCUACACUUGCUCCAACUCCACAAGCAUCAACAAUGACUCGGCUGCUGUUCACUGUGAAAGGAUCAAGCCUCCUUGGCCCGCGAAAAGGUUGAGGUUCUGGAGUUUUUACGUUGAGCGACUUUUUUUUAAAACGUAUCGACCGCUAGAAACAAGCAGCGUAUCGUACAAGUUUUCUGACAUUACCGUGGAUCAGCUACCAGCAGAAAUCUGGAUUGGUUCUUAUUACGCUUCAGACCUCCCAUACUUGUACAAGACAAAAGACAUGUUCGACUUUUUCGAGAGCAAGACCGACGGUUGGCUCAACAUCAUCAAAGACAAAUCUCUCCAAGAGAACCUGGUUGAAUACUUGGCCGCUCCGGAUGUAAGCUGGGCAUGCGGCAAUCCAAACAUUACUGCAUCCUAUAUCAAAGCCUACGUUGCAUAUAUGACUAAAGUGAUACUUUUCUACGACUCCUACAUGAUUGAAAAAGAUCUCAAAUAUAAUAUUUCGGAUGCAUCAUUAGACUGGAGAGGUCCCACUUGGCUGAACUGGAAGUUACUCAAACCAGUGAAAAAAGUAUACAAUCGCUACAAGAAAGGAGUUGAUACGAUGCACGAGUUGUGGCUAAUGAAUCCGGAGUCGGAAGGAUUGCUGAGGAAGAUGAUCCCUGUUUUGACGAGUAAGGCAAUGGAUCCGUGCUUCUUGCAGGGCGUGCUCAGCUCUUUCCCGGAGGGAUCCGGCAUGGAGAGUUACGAAUACCGAGGGAACCCCAAAGAUUUCUUAUGUACGAUCUACUGCCGCUUCUCCCACGUUGUGAGCCGGCUCUACCUCAACAGUGGAAGUCCUGCAGCGUGCGCCCUCACAGGCCGUGGUGGUCGCCAGAAUGGUGGCAUGUGCGAAAAGGAACUUUGUAUCUGCAACUUCUCCAAGCGAACUAAGAGAAAAAUAAUUGGAACUGCAUUUUCUACCACAUUCCGCUAUUGCAUGAACGUUUUUAAUCUUCGACGAUACAACGAAACUCAUCGUUGUAGGCCGAAUCCGACAUGAAUCGUUUCUAAUACCCAUGUUACAUCAUAAGAACCUUCCAUCUGACUUUUUGUGCGAUAUUAAAUUAAAAACGGAUGCUAAAUCUUGCAGCUAUGCGAAGCGCUUUGAACGCCGUUCGUGAAUUUAAUGAGCUCCAUAACAAGACGAGCAGGGAGGAAAUAUACGGAUUAGAACCUUUA